Molecule: messenger RNA, 1745 nt
Organism: Sorex fumeus (smoky shrew)
Lineage: Eukaryota; Metazoa; Chordata; Mammalia; Eulipotyphla; Soricidae
Gene: ZNF660
Product: zinc finger protein 660
Exons: 1
Coding region: 55-1050 (331 amino acids)
Source: RefSeq, a predicted model, not a curated record
CAGCACGUAGACAGUUCCUCUGAAAGGCCUCUGGAAUGCCCCAAGCAAGAGAAAAUGCGGAGAGUGACAAGAAGCUUCAAACAUAAGACUGUUCAUGACAAUAAAACACUGCCAGAAGCGAGUGCCCAGGAAUCUGAGAAAGACAGUAACCAGUGCUCUGAUCCUGUAAAUGAGAAAAUUCAAGCUGAUAAGAAACAGUAUGUAUGUACAGAGUGUGGGAAAGCCUUCAAUCAGAGUGCGAACCUCACAGUGCAUGAGCGAAUCCACACGGGAGAGAAACCCUAUAAGUGUAAGGAAUGCGGGAAAGCCUUCAGUCACAGCUCCAACCUUGUCGUUCAUCGGAGAAUCCACACUGGCCUGAAGCCCUACAAGUGCAAUGAAUGUGGGAAAUCUUUCAGUGGUAAGUCACACCUCAUCAGACAUCAGGGAAUCCACAGUGGGGAGAAAAUUUACGAAUGUAAGGAAUGUGGGAAAGCCUUCAGUCGGAGUUCUGGUCUUAUUUCACACCACCGAGUACACACUGGGGAGAAGCCCUACACUUGUAUUGAGUGUGGGAAAGCUUUUAGUCGGAGUUCAAACCUCACUCAGCAUCAGAGAAUGCACAAAGGGAAAAAAGUUUACAAGUGUAAGGAGUGUGGGAAAACGUGUGUUUCUAAUACAAAGAUUAUGGAUCAUCAGAGAAUUCACACAGGAGAGAAACCUUAUGAGUGUGAUGAAUGUGGCAAAGCUUUUAUUUUGAGGAAGACCCUUAGUGAACAUCAGAGACUUCAUCGCAGAGAGAAACCUUACAAAUGUAACGAGUGUGGGAAAGCUUUUACUUCUAAUCGAAAUCUUGUUGACCACCAGAGAGUUCACACUGGAGAGAAACCCUAUAAGUGCAAUGAAUGUGGAAAAACCUUCAGGCAGACCUCUCAAGUUAUUCUACAUUUGAGAACCCAUACUAAGGAGAAACCCUAUAAAUGUGGUGAGUGUGGGAAAGCCUAUCGGUAUAGCUCACAGCUUAUUCAACACCAGAGAAAACAUAAUGAGGAGAAAGAAGUUUCAUCCUAAGCACUGUAGGUCUUAGAACUAACUGCUAGUUUCUGGAAAAGAAAGAUUUUCUUUAACAGGGUUAGUAUCAUCAACUCUAACCCUGUUUCUAAGAUUCCAUGCAAGAAAAUAACCAGAAGUAGAUAAAGAUUAAUAAGGAAUAUUCACGCAAACAUAGCAUACCACUGGAGGAAGAAAACUAUACUUUCAACUGCAUAGGGUUUAAAUGAAAGAUGGUGUGUCUACAGUAGAUUUUGUGGCCCUUGUGAGCAUUUUCAAAGAAGAGCGAAUCCCAGUGGGCAAAUGUUUGGGUAAAGUGAAAGAAGGAAGAAAAAUAAUGAAGUAUGGUUGAAAAACAUUUUAUGCAUAGGCUAAAGGGAAUGAAAUAAUACCAAACCAAAAUGUUAGUAGUGAUUAACUCUGGAUGAUAGAUUUGCAGGUGAUUUCUAUUUUCCCUUUAUACUUUUUUAUGUUUUCUAGAUUUGCUACAAUGAGAAUGUACUACUUUUUUAUUCAGGGAAAAUUUACAGUAUUUUAAAAAUGCAAUUAAUCUGUGAUCCUUUUCAUUGAACAGUGUUACAAAGACAUGUAGAACUCUGAAAUCUUCGGCACUUAGUAACUGUGGAACCAUGAGCAAAUCAUGCCCUUUUAAGAAUCUGUUUCCAGUUUAACAAAAUUAUAAACACCAGUCAUUGGUCUUUUGCAGAGACUUUACC